AUGAAGGUUGUAACUUGUGAGAUUGCCUGGCACAACAAGGAGCCAGUCUACAGUCUGGACUUCCAGCACGGUUCCGAUGGAUGCACUCAUCGCUUGGCCACAGCAGGCGUGGAUACAACCGUCAGGCUAUGGCGAGUGGACAUGGGCCCAGACGGAAAGGCGGUCGUGGAAUUUCUAUCUAAUCUGUCCAGACACACAAAGGGCGUCAACGUGGUGCGCUUCAGCCCCAAUGGAGAGCAUUUAGCUUCCGGAGGAGACGACGCAGCAAUUCUGCUGUGGAAGCUGAAUGACAACAAGGAGCCAGAACAACCGCCUGUGUUCCAAGAGGAAGAAGAUGCUCAGCUCAAUAAAGAGAGUUGGUCCGUCGUGAAGACGCUCAGGGGCCACAUUGAGGAUGUGUACGAUAUAUGUUGGACCCGUGAUGGGAGCUUUAUGGUGUCUGGUUCUGUAGACAACACCGCUAUCAUGUGGGACAUCAACAAAGGACAGAAACUGUGCAUCCUUAAUGACCACAAGAGCUAUGUGCAGGGUGUGACCUGGGAUCCACUAGGCCAAUACGUUGCCACUCUCAGUUGUGACAGAGUUAUGCGUGUUUAUAGCACUCACUCCAAGAAGAAAGCCUUCUGCGUCAGCAAAAUGAGCUCUGGCUCACCUGUCGACGGAGAGGUCAAGCAGCACCGCAUGUUCCACGACGACAGCAUGAGGUCUUUCUUCCGACGUCUUUCUUUCACACCGGAUGGCUCCUUUUUACUCGCUCCGGCUGGAUGUGUGGAGGUCGGGGAAACAAUAAUUAAUACAACAUACAUCUUUAGUAGGAAGGGCCUGAAGAGGCCAAUUGCCCACUUACCAUGUCCAACUAAGGCCACUCUAGCUGUGCGCUGUUGUCCCAUUUACUUUGAGCUGAGAACCAAAAAGGCAGAAGAUGGUUCCUCCCAGCCCUUUCCCAAUUUAUUCAAGCUACCAUACCGAAUGGUGUUUGCAGUGGCCUCCGAGGACUCCAUUUUCCUGUACGACACACAGCAGGCGCUCCCGUUCGGCCUGGUGUCUAACAUUCACUACCACACUCUUAGCGACUUGACAUGGUCUGGCGAUGGUUCUUUUUUGGCAGUCUCCUCCACCGAUGGCUACUGCUCUUUUCUCUCCUUCUCUCCCGGGGAGUUGGGAACACCACUAAAGGAGCCUCCCGCUCUGGAAACCUUCACUCCUAGCAGUGUCGCCGACAAAAAAGGCAAAAAGACACCGGUGGCGGGACGCACCUCGUCCCCGGUGUCCCGGGCGCCUUGCUCGGCUUCCGCUCCCACACCGUCCAAUAUGAGGACCCUGGAGGAGAAGACGACCAAGGCCAAGCCUCGAAAGAUUACCCUCAAAACCCUGGAGUCUUGGGGGAAGCCCAGUACUCCAAAAAGUCCACCUCAGUCCACAGCUCAAACGCUGACGCCAGGGAGCACCGGUGCACCGGUCACUCCUCAACCUCGCCUCACCCCGCUUUCUCCCACUACACCCAAGGUCCUCAACAGCACCAAUUUGCCUACUACCCCGAAAAGUUCGGUGACGUCAAAAGGACCCACUCCGAGGCGAGUAUGUCUGACUCCUGUUGGAUCAAAUGUGGCCAGUUUGCCUCACCGCUCUCCAGCUUCCACUGAAAAGGCUAAACAUGCACGCCCUUCUCCUCCCAGCGAUCCCCUCUGCCAGCCUCCAGAUUCCAAACGGGCCAAGACGGGCGACGACAUCACCGCCACAAAACCAUAA
Messenger RNA from Nerophis lumbriciformis (worm pipefish), 1749 nucleotides. NCBI's taxonomy places the organism in Eukaryota, Metazoa, Chordata, Actinopteri, Syngnathiformes, Syngnathidae. The record is from RefSeq and is a predicted model, not a curated record.